AUGGCUUCAAAGAAAGACAAUUUGUUUGAUAAUUUUGAAGAAGUUAAAAAAUUAAACGACAUAGAUCAGUUAUUUGCUUAUGCUGCACAUGCCCAAGUGCACCAAAGACAUAUGGCAGUAAAUUUCAUCUUGUCAAACUUGAAGAGCCUAUGCAGACAGGAUGUGAAGAAGUUGUUCGCUGUCAUUGACAUGCUCCAGAAAGAUCAGGCAAUUUCAGUGAAGAUACUGAUUGCAGAGAAGUUGUACGAAAUUGGGUCACAUUUUUCAGGUUUAGUGGAGAAGACGUUGUUAUCUGUUGUCAUGGAGACGACAUCUUGUGACAAUGAGGAUGAAUUGAGGUCCGAUGGAAUUUUUUUGUUGAUCGGCUUAGCAGGGUACAUGAAUGAGGACAUCUUAUGCAGUGUGCUUCCUUUAUUCAUCCAUUUGUGCGGCGAUCCUUCCUUCCUCGUUAGGAGGGCCUGUGCCAGUGGAUUUGGAGAUCUGUGCAAACUGGUGCGAGCAGAGCUCGACAAGUUCAUCUCUCUCUGUGACGACAACGUGUGGGGUGUGAGGAAAGCGUGUGUUACUUCGUUUGUAGGCGUGGCCUCUGCUGUCAAUCAAAAUGUCAGAUGGACUGUCAUGGCGGAUCUGUUCAUGAAACUUCUGGAAGAUCAAUCGAGAUGGGUGCGUCUGUCAGCAUACCAAGUGAUUGGAGAAUUCAUUUCUACUUUCCAACACGAUGAGUUUGUCGAUGUGUCAUCAUCAUCAACAACAUUGUCAUCAACAUCUGCAACGAACACGGCCAACAUGGUGACAACAUUCACCACAAACUCAUCAACGUCGCCUAUUAAUAUUUCUUCUUUGAUUAUGACGUCAUCAUCGUCAGCAGCAGCAGCAACAGCAGCAGCAGCAACAACCACAACCACAAUAGUCAGUUCCUUCAAUGCGAUAGUGAAACGAUGCAAAUAUUUUAAAAGCGACGACGACGACGACGACGACGAUGGUGUUGAUGAUAAUGAUGUUGAUGGUGGUGAUGGUGAUGAUCAUACUGACAUCAUCAGUGUUGAGAAUGAUGGCUUUAUGCAUGUUUGUGCUAACACUUAUAACAACAACAACAAUAACAACAAUAAUAACAAUAAUAAUAAUAAGGAAGAUGAGAAAGGUGGUGAGGAGCAGCAGCAGCAGAUGAUGUGCAAUGCAUUAAGUUCACUGAAUGACGAUGCCGUCAAUGGGGAAGUUAAUCUAAGCUUCAAAUAUGAUGACGACGAUGACGUCAGAAGUAAUAAUAAUAAUAAUAAUAAUAACAACAAUAAUAAAAAUAGCAAUAAUGAUGAUGAUAAUAAAGACUGCAGUAAUCAAAAUGAUAAUAUAAUAAUCAGUAAUAUUUACGAUAAUACUACUGCUACUAAUACCUCCGUGACACCUUCAUCAUCAUCAUCAUCGUCGUCAUCGUCAUCAUCGUCGGUUUAUUGCAAUAAGGCUGACAACUUACCUGAUCAAAUCCCAAUAAACGCAUCUUCACGUGGCAGUGAAAACGACAGCUACACUAAUAACAACAACAACAGUAGCAACAGUAACAACAACAACAGUAACAACAAUUAUAAUAAUGGUCAAAGUGGUGACGAUACCGAGUUUGGCUUGAAUGAUUUCAUUGCAGCCAUGCUAGGUCACCCCAUCAGCAGCAGCAAUAAUAGUUUUAAUGAUAACCGUAAUGAUGAUUAUAAUGACAAUAACAUUAAUAAUAAUAAUAAUAAUAAUAGAGGUGAUGGUGAUGAUGAUGAUGAUGUCUCGGUUAGACAUUCGGCUUUCCAUGUUUACCGACCCAUCCAACAUUUAGCAGAGGAAAGUUCUUCCCUUCAGCAGCAGCAGCAGCAUUCAACGAGUGUUUCAAAGCAGCCAGCGACUUCGUCUCAAUGCACAGUAACAUCUCCAAUCGUCGCUCAACAUUUUCAAGGUCACGAAGUUGUAGAAGGUAACAGUUCGGCGCUGUCAUCAGCGCCCCCAUCGCCAUCGCUAACAACAACGUCAUCGUCAUCAAAUAACUCUCCAGCAAAUAAAAUUUUCGUCCCAGAUAAUUGCAACCCUCCAGUAGAGCACAUCCUCCACGACAACUUCGAUGCUUCGUUUAAAAUUGAUAACACAGCCAGUGAACUGCUUCAGAGCCAAAUAGAGAACAACAGCAGCACCAAACGGACCGACAUUAGCAGCAGCAGCAGCAAUGUAGAUGCAACACGUCUUGAAUCAACAACAACAAACCCACCGCCACCUGCAUCUCUUUAUAACUACGUACAUGCCGGUGAUUCAAAUGCUGAAACAACGCCAACAACAAAAACAACUAAUGAUACCUCAACAACAACUGACGAAGAAGUAACCUCAACAACUACGUACAGCGACAACAACAAAACCAUCAACAUCGAAUCAUCGAACGUUGAAGGCUUAGAAAAUAUGACACUGGAUAACAUUGCACCGAGAAGCGACAUCAACAACGACACCAUCGAGGGCGUCAACAGAAGCAGCGGCAGCAGCAGCAGCGGCGGCAAAAAGAUCCUCUUAAGAUCGGCGCCCAUCUUGUUGGUGCUAGAUGCAGCGAGCGUGGAGGAAGCGGACGCGCCCUCGUACGAAACUGCCAUCCACUUUGGCACAACCCACCAUCGCAUUCGAACACGACCUACAAGAGUUAACCUGAAUGAUGAUGAAUCUGCCGCUAGCGGGAAAGAUGAGGAUGAUGAGGAUGAUGAAGAUGAACUGAUGGUUGUCGGUGGGGAUGGUCCCCAACUUGAAACUGUCGAUGAGUUUAAUAAAUCCAACUUGACCUUGCCAAACGAGGGAAUGACCUUGAGACCGCUAUCUCCGGUCACGUGUCGAACGUUGAAAGCCGGUGGAAACAGAUGGAGCAGGCAGACGAUGGUCUAUGUGACGUCAUCGGGGACCGGCGGGAUGGGCGGACCAAAUAAUGAAAAGAGGAAACCAAAAACUUGCGACAUUAAAAUGAGAACGACCAGCACCGCAACUGGAUCUAAACUUCAUGGCCACAGUCCACCGUUAUUCAAUAUGACAAAAUUUGAACUUUUUAAAGCUCAAUGUGAUUUUCGUUUGUGGGCAGUUGACCAGCAGAGUCCCGUACCGAAGAAGUUGUUGGAUGCCUUCGUGGACAUGUCCGAUCCUGUCCUCUCUCAGCUCUACGAUUCAGAAAUCCAACUUAACUGCGCAUUCUCCUUUCCUGCUGUGACCUUGACGUUGACCAAGGUCAACUGGUAUGCCCUUAAGGACGUUUAUAUAUCUAUGUUGUCUAGCUCGCAGGUGAAAGUUCGUCGAACGCUGGCUCAUUCCCUGCACGAGAUGGCCCAAAUACUCGGCGAUGACGUCAUCAUGAGAGAUCUCGUGACUGUUUUCGACGAUUUCUGCUGCGACGUGGAUGAGGUCAAGGCCGGGGUCAUUGAACAUUUUUUCGAUUUUGUCAAGCUGAUUCCGGCAGAUUACAGAAGAAAGUAUUUGUUGAAGCUGCCUCGAAUUGUUUGCGAGGAGAACAAUGGAAGGAACUGGAGAAUGAGAGAAGCCGUCGUCAGGGAACUGGAAAAAUUCCUUGAUAUCAUGAGUGACGGUCGCGGCUGCAACAGCAGCAGCAACAACAACAAAAAUGAUGUUGAUGACGAAGACGAUGAGGAUGAGUUGUACACGCUUGUUGUGCAGUUUGUGUACAUCCUAUUGGCGGACCAGGUGGCUCUUGUUAGGAAGGCUGCAAUCCUAUUGAUCAGCAAGAUAAUAUUGCUGAUGUUCAUUAGAAGUAACUCAACUGCAACAUCAGAAACGUUGGUCACACAACCAACCACAUCACCAGUGACAUCUCCAGCCUCUUUAGGAUUAGAAACAACGUUCGAAACAUCAUCCACAACAGCACCAACCUCACCGACGACAAGUGCAUCAACAAGAGAGACCGUCCCAUGCAGAGGUGAUGGUUUAAAGUUAGUUGAACCUUCGGACGUCAUUCCAUCGUCAGACCAUGUCGACAAAGUUGUUGAAGAUGCCUCAAACGAAGCAUCAACGCCGAACACAAUAACUGCUUGUCAUGAUGUUUCUACUAUGAAAUUUGACGUCACAGCAGCAAGAACGACGACAAAACUAAUUGACGAUCACAGUGGCGAUGGGACAUCAGGUAAUCAUCGGCUCGGUAGCAAUCAUUUAAAUGACCAUCGCCAAUCGCAAAACUUGCUGGACAACGUUGAUGUCAAUUCAUCAACAUCUCAUCAACAACAGCAACAACGACAACAACGACAUUUUAGAUUGUUGUACCAGAGAAUGGUUGAGGACAUCAUUCAGAAGUUUGCCAAUCAUUCAAACCACAGAAAUAGACAGAGCUUCAUAACGGUCUGCCACCACCUCCUAUCAACCUGUCCCGACCUGAACACCCUGCAGAAGUUAUUCAUUCCCACCUCGUUGCUCACCUCCCUGCUUCGAAUGCACGCCGAUCCAAUUGUUAAUGUCCGGAUAACUCUCUGCAGAGUACUUCACACUAAUUUUAGGAGGAUUGCUUCUCUUCCUGAAAUAAAGUCGAAUCCUGCCGAACUGCUCGAUCCAAUCAACAAACUGUGGGAUGAUUCUGAUCCAGACGUCCACCAAUUGGCCGAGAGGUUCCUCGCUAUGAUGGUCCAUUGAUUCCUACUGGAUUUGCCUGAGCUAACUCAGAUUUGAGUGGCCCUGAGACUCUUAGCAAUGAUAGUACGAUGAUUCUUAUUGGUCUUCGGCAGGGUUAGGGUCAGGGGUUGCUUAUAUUAAACUGAGAGAAUAUUUAUGUUCAUCGUCAUCCACCUUAACUAAUUUAAAAAAACUUAUUGCUCCUUUAUUAAUUAUCGAUUAUUUUUCAUCUUUGUAAUUAUUAUAGCUCUGGUCUUAAUUAAUUAGUAUUCAAAAAUAUUUCUUAGGUUUGAAAGUAUUUUUAGUUAAAUUUGAUUACACGAACAGAAUAUGUCUGAUUUUCUUUUUUGUAUUUUCUGUUAUGGCGGCCCAAUCAGCCCUGCUUCGGGUCACCAGCUUUUUUUCUUACAAAUGACGAAAAAUAUAUAUGAGUGUGGAUGCUGGCAACGACGACGAUAAUGUGAUUUUUGUAGGGAUAGCUUUUAAUUUUUUUUAAAUUUAUAUAUUAUUUAUUUAUUAUUCCAUAUUAACACUGCUAGUAUUUUCAUUGUACAUUUUUUUCAUUCAUUCAUUCAUUCAUUUAUUCAUUCACUCUUUCAUUUAGUCAUUCUCUUAUUUGUUUGUGUUUGGAUAUAAUUUUACGUUCUUCACUAUUACUUGAACAGUCUUAACAUUGAAAAAUCUUCGUUCUUGGUUUUGUACAAUACAAACAUACAAACA
Messenger RNA from Helobdella robusta, 5331 nucleotides. RefSeq lists its product as hypothetical. The transcript is spliced from 17 exons. Lineage: Eukaryota; Metazoa; Annelida; Clitellata; Rhynchobdellida; Glossiphoniidae. The coding region runs from base 1 to 4632 and encodes 1543 amino acids. The record is from RefSeq and is a predicted model, not a curated record. Gene Ontology annotation, biological process: protein dephosphorylation. Gene Ontology annotation, molecular function: protein phosphatase regulator activity; protein binding.